Molecule: messenger RNA, 1603 nt
Organism: Morus notabilis
Lineage: Eukaryota; Viridiplantae; Streptophyta; Magnoliopsida; Rosales; Moraceae
Product: hsp70 nucleotide exchange factor FES1
Exons: 7
Coding region: 184-1347 (387 amino acids)
Source: RefSeq, a predicted model, not a curated record
CCAGUUUCAGCUUCUUCUCUACUGUUUAUAACAUACACGGAGAGCAUCAGAGAGAGAGAGAGAGAGAGAGAGCUGAGAAGCAAUUUGAGCUUCUUCUUUCCUAAUUCCUAUUGACUUGAAAAGAUUGUCUCUUUUUUCCCCUUCCACAGUUAAGUUAUUAUCAAGUUAAAAAAAUAAAAAUAAAUGGGGCGUCGGAAUCUAGGUUGUUCAAGAGCUUCAAGCUUAUUGUUAACAUUAUUAUUAUUCUUAUUAUUAUUAUUAUUAUUAAUGGCGAAAGCAGAGCAGCUUCUCAUUGACAACUCACCAUCACCAUCAUCAUCAUCGAGCGGAGAUGAUUCCGACGGCGGAUUUUCUUCUCUCGACGGAAUGCUACAGUGGGCCAUUGGGCAUUCUGAUCCGGCGAAAUUGAAAGAAGCAGCGAGAGAUGUCCGCACACUGUCCAGUGAUGAGCUAGAGAAGCGCCAAAUCGAAAUUAAGGAAUUAAUGGAGGAGUUAAAAAUGCCAUCAGAUGCCGAAUUGAUGCGAAUCGCAAUAGGCGACUUGAAGUACAAUUCGUCUUUGUCUUUGGAAGAUCGACACCGUGCACUCCACGAGCUUCUCAUACUUGUUGAGCCCAUUCACAAUGCCAAUGAUUUGAACAAACUCGGAGGACUUUUUGUGAUUAUUGAUCAACUUAAUCAUCCAGACCCAGAUACAAGGAAACUUGCUGCUUGGGUUCUUGGCAAAGCCUCUCAAAAUAAUCCUACCCUUCAGAAUCAGGUCCUGCAACUCGGGGCGUUGCCCAAGCUUAUGGAAAUGGUAAAAUCUGAGGUCUUAGAAGAAGCCAACAAAGGGUUGUAUGCCGUUUCAGCUCUCAUCCGAAACAAUCUAGAUGGGCAACGACUUUUCCAUGCAGAAGCUGGAGGUUUUCUCCUCCAGGACAUACUCAGCAAUUCAAGCACUGAUAUUAGAUUGCAAAAGAAAGCUGUGUUUCUUGUGGGUGAUCUUGCGGAGUCCCAGUUAGAGAACACGGAUAAAGAUGUGGCGCCUUUUCUCAGCAGCCGCGCUCUGUUGAAAUCUGUUGUUGAUCUAACCGUAUCUUCCGACCUUGAUCUCCAGGAAAAGGCUCUGAUGACAAUUAAGAAUGUAUUGCAACUGAGAACCACAGAAGCGGCGGCAGUUUUGAAGGAGGUUUGCGGUUUGGAUGUUGCAUUGGAGAGGAUAAGGAAACAGCUAAAGGAUUUGAUUUUGAUGGCAGAGGAAGAUCAAAAGGAUUAUGCACUGGAUUUGGAAAGCCUCCGCAGCCAAGUGGAAGCAAUGGUCCAUUCCAAGCUGGGAAACAAUCCUCAAAACGCUCGUGAGUUGUGACGACUGGCAUUGAAUAUUUAAACAUAUAUACACAUCGCAUAUUUGAGGAGACUAGAUUUUGUAAUGGACCUUGAGAAGCUGUAAAAGUAGAAACUAGAAAACAGAGGGAUACUCUUCUUUCCCGUCAGUCUUGCCUUUUAAUUUUUAUACAUCGAAUCAGCACUAAUGUAAACAACAAUGAAGCAAAGAGAAAAUUAUGCAGUAUGCCAUAUCGAUAUCCAACAGCUUUACUUCGAAGAUCUUCGGUCAUCUUUGU